AUGACUAUUUUGUUUAGACAAGUGACUGUGUGGGACCGUUUUGGUCAUUCUGGAACCGGAAUAGAGGAGUUUAAUAGAGACUGGAAUGGACUUCACGAUGCUUUGGUGUUCAAGAAGGCUUAUGAAGCAGAUGGUCAUGGCAAAAAGGGUUGGAUGUGUGGUGCUGCUGACUCGAGCCUUUAUGCAUGGCUUGCCAAUGCUGAUGAUUACUUCAAGGCUAACUAUUUAGGAGAAAACUUGCGGAAGACGGGUGGCCUCAAGAGUAUUUCUAGGUUUGCAGAGGAAGAGGCCAGGAAAGAACAAAAGCUUAUGAACUCUCUAAACGUAAUGGUUGAGAGCAAAACAAAUCGGUUGAAGAAGUUAGAGGAAAAAUAUUCAAAGGAUUCGAUUAAUCUUAAGUAUGAGACUGAAGAAAAAGAAAAGAUUCUCCGUGCUUACAAUGAAGAUCUGACGGGAAGACAACAAAAAUCGACUGAUCACUUCAAUAGGAUCUUUGCUGAUCAUGAAAAGCAAAAGGUGCAGCUGGAGUCUCAGAUAAAAGAACUUGAAAUUAAAGAAUUGGAGUUGGCAAAACGGGAGGCAAAGAAUGAAACACAGAGGAAAUUGUUGGCAAAAGAGUUUGAACAGAGUGCUGCUAUAUAUAGUUACGUUCAACUAGCUGGCGUGGAACAACAAAAGACCACAGAGAAAGUGCAAAAACUGGCUGUAGAUCACAAGAUGCAAAAGGAAAAGCUUCAUAAGAGAAUUGCUGCACUGGAAAGACAGCUUGAUCAGAAACAGGAGCUUGAACUGGAGGUCGAGCAACUGAAAAGACAGCUGGGACUGAUGAGACACAUGGAACUGGACGGUUGUUCUGAAAUUGUGAACAAGGUGGAGACCUUUCUUAGAGACCUUAGUGAGAAAGAAGGAGAGCUUGCGCGCUUAAAUAAAUUUAAUCAAGAUCUUGUUGUACAAGAGCGGAAGACCAAUGAUGAGCUUCAAGAAGCUCGAAGAGCAUUGAUAAGCAAUUUGAGAGAGACGAGAUCGCAUAUUGGUGUUAGGAGAGUGGGGGAGAUUGACACCAAACCAUUCAUGGAAGCAAUGAAAAUAAAAUAUUGUCAAGAAGAUCUGGAGGAUUGGGCAGUUGAAGUUAUCCAGCUCUGGGAGGAAUAUCUUAAGGACCCAGAUUGGCAUCCGUUUAAACGGAUAAAGUGCCGAAGAGGAAGAUCUGUUGGUGAGAUGAGGAAAAACACACUAGUCUAG
Camelina sativa (false flax) is the source of this 1242-nucleotide messenger RNA. Lineage: Eukaryota; Viridiplantae; Streptophyta; Magnoliopsida; Brassicales; Brassicaceae. The record is from RefSeq and is a predicted model, not a curated record.